Xenopus laevis (African clawed frog) is the source of this 9759-nucleotide messenger RNA. It is a transcript of the gene ptbp3.S, whose product is annotated as polypyrimidine tract binding protein 3 S homeolog. Bases 825 to 2375 code for a protein of 516 amino acids. Gene Ontology annotation, cellular component: nucleus. Gene Ontology annotation, biological process: negative regulation of gene expression; mRNA processing; negative regulation of mRNA metabolic process. The record is from RefSeq and is a predicted model, not a curated record. Lineage: Eukaryota; Metazoa; Chordata; Amphibia; Anura; Pipidae. Gene Ontology annotation, molecular function: RNA binding; nucleic acid binding. The transcript has 14 exons.
UGGUAAGAUGUGAGCACCCCUGGCAUAGGCCAAAAAAAUAAAAUAUCAGUCAGGGUAGUCCUAAAAAUGUUGCGAUUAAAAAAUGGUAUAGAAAGUUUUUGUGGCUUAAUUUAAAACAGGCAUAUGUUGUAGAGGGCACAGACACUGUGCAGUUAUAGGAAGAGAAGGGCCACAGCUCUGAAGAUCAGGAGAAUUUUGCCGUCCGAGCCAGUUACAAAGUGGCUCUGCCUUUUGCCAGUGCGUCACAGAUCUGAUUACAGGAUGAUGAGGUUCCCUUCAAUAAUUGAUUUGUGGGGCCGGCCUAGUAGGGAGGGAGACGGGCAGGCCCAGGCAUCGGCAAGCCAUUUGAGCGAGGCACGACCAACCUGUUGAGAAGAGAGAGAGAGAGAGAGUGUGUGUUUUCCGUCCCUCCCCUCUCUCGCCUGCUCUUGCAAGCUCCCCAUUCAUCUGCGCUGUGUGCUUGCAAUGACAGCCCUCUUUUGUGUCAGGGUAAUUUGUUUAUCUACUGCGUGCAGCUCCCACUGCUUCCUCUUUUCUCUACUGCUUCCCUCCGGUCCUGUCUGCCUCUCCUUCUCUCUCUCUAAAAUCUGCUUCUCAUGCUAGAGGCCUAUACAUGGCAACUCGUAUUGACUCUACCGCCUGCCUCACUGAGCACCCUGCUGAGCACCCUGCUGGCCCGCGGCUCAUCUUGCUGCCACCCCUGAUGCCGCUGCUGCCUUUUUGCCAUAGUCUUCUCCAGCCUCUCGUCUGAAGCAGUGCCCAGCUUAUGAAAGCGGGGAUCUGACGAACUUCUUUCUUCUGGUAUCGUUAACGGGCCUUUUACCAUGAGCCAUUCCACUCCAGCUACAGCUAAUGGGAACGACAGCAAAAAGUUUAAAGGAGACCGUUCCCCCUGUUCUCCAUCAAGAGUCCUACACAUCAGAAAAAUUCCAAAUGAUGUCACGGAGUCCGAGAUCAUCUCUUUAGGUCUACCUUUUGGCAAAGUUACCAAUCUUUUAAUGUUAAAAGGAAAAAGCCAGGCCUUUUUAGAGAUGGCAUCUGAAGAAGCAGCUGUCAGUAUGGUGAAUUACUACACCCCUAUUCCCCCUCAUGUCCGCAGCCAGCCUGUGUAUAUUCAGUUUUCAAAUCACAGAGAACUGAAAACAGACAACCUCCCUAAUCAAGCUAGAGCACAUGCUGCAUUGCAGGCUGUGAAUGCUGUCCAGUCCAGUGGUCUGACACUUGCAAGUGUACAUGGAAGUGAAGGUUUGGUCCUUCCAGGACAGAGUCCAGUCCUCAGAAUAAUUGUGGAAAAUCUAUUUUAUCCAGUCACAUUGGAAGUCCUGCAUCAGAUCUUUUCAAAGUUUGGAACUGUACUCAAGAUCAUCACAUUUACUAAGAACAACCAGUUCCAAGCUUUGCUUCAGUAUGCUGAUCCGAUGAAUGCACAUCACGCCAAAGUGGCUCUAGACGGACAGAAUAUAUAUAAUGCAUGCUGCACUCUGCGCAUUGAAUAUUCCAAGUUGACAAGCCUUAAUGUCAAAUACAACAAUGACAAGAGCAGAGAUUUCACACGUCUUGAUCUACCUACUGGAGAUGGACAGCCUUCUCUCGAUACCACAAUGGCUGCAGCAUUUGGUGCUCCAGGGAUUAUGUCCUCCCCAUAUGCAGGGUUUGCACCGGCUAUUGGCUUUCCUCAGGCAGGACUUUCAAUUCCAGGUGUACCAGGACUUGGACCUCUUGCUCUUACCACUUCUGCCAUCACUGGGCGUAUGGCCAUCCCUGGCAUGACUGUAAUUCCAGGUCAUUCUGUCUUGUUGGUUAGCAACUUAAACCCUGAUGCUAUUUUACCUCAUGGGCUGUUUAUCUUGUUUGGAGUGUAUGGAGAUGUCCAGCGUGUGAAAAUAUUAUUCAACAAAAAAGAAAUUGCAUUGGUGCAGAUGGCGGAUGCAACCCAAGCACAACUUGCCAUGAGUCAUCUAAACGGACAAAGACUUCAUGGAAGAGUUCUUCGCAUUACCCUCUCAAAGCACCAGUCCGUUCAGCUUCCUCGGGAGGGACAUGAGGACCAGGGUCUAACUAAGGAUUACACGAACAGCCCACUUCACCGUUUUAAGAAGCCUGGCUCAAAGAAUUUCCAAAAUAUCUUUCCCCCCUCUGCGACGCUGCAUCUCUCCAACAUUCCGCCUUUAGUCACUGAUGAAGACCUUAAAAUACUAUUUGCUAGUACUGGAUGCACAGUGAAGGGUUUCAAAUUUUUCCAAAAAGAUAGAAAGAUGGCUCUCAUUCAACUUGGAUCUGUGGAAGAAGCCAUCUUGGCUUUAAUAGAACUACAUAACCAUGACCUGGGAGAGAACCACCACCUACGUGUCUCUUUCUCGAAAUCGAUGAUCUGAAUUUCAUUUUGGCAACUUUGACCCUACAUUUACACACUCACCUUUUUAGACUGGAACACUGUUUCAGCAAAAGCCCUAAGACAAAGGCUAAAGAUGCUAGGCCAAUGCUGCCUCUUAUUACUGAACUUCUGUAACAAGGAGAAAACCGUACACAUGUAAACACUGACUAAACAAUGCAGAAACCUCAAGACAUGAAAUAAUCUACUUGCUACCAGUGAAAACUGUAAAUUCUAUGAAAAAUCACCAAUCUCCAAAACACAUUUUUUUUCUCAUUUGCUUACUCUUAAAUGACCUGUUCAUUUUUUGUUCCACUAUAGCUUUAUGCAACAUCUAUAUGACAAUCACCCAGAUGUUAAGUUUUGAUAGUUGGAUGGCAGUGAGAUUGUCACAGCCUUCUUUCAUCUUCUUUUUAAAUUAUUUCCAGAUGCUUCUGGCCUCUGACUUCAUCCGUAUAAAAUUAUACAAUGGUGUUUCUACCAAAUCUGUCCCCAUGAGAGCAUUGUGAAUGUAUACCUGGAUAAUUUGAUUUAAUCCGAUUUUAUUAAAUAUAUUGCCUUCUAGGGGUUUUAUCAUAAUGCUCACUACACUAAUGAAUGUAGUUUGGCGAAAAUGUAUCUUAAUACUUUUUUGAUAAUAUUUGGUCUGUGAACCAAUCUUCAAAUGAAAUGGUGCUUGCAGAAAUACAAUUAUAUAAAAAAAUAUUUUUUAUGCCGGUUCUGGCAUAUAUUUUUUUUUCUGUGUAAAUCAACAGAUUUUUUUUUUCAUUUUAAGAUUGCUCUCAUAUCAUGAGCACAUCUUUGUCUAAGGAUAAUUUAUUAUGUUGAAACUAAGAUAACUGAUAAAUCUGAAAUGUAAAGGCAGCGUUGCCUACGUGUAUAAUUUGAAAGCAGUACAAACCUUAAUAUUUUGUUGUGUAACACUGGUUUUGGAACAAAAUGAGUAGGCCACUUUGUGAAGAAAAUCAUGAUUUUUAUUUUCAGUUUUUUUAAGAAGUUUACAGUCUUGAGGAAACUAUUCAGGUCUAUCAUUUGAUUUGAUGGAUUUUUAAAAAUUAUUUUUGGUAACGUUAAAAAAAAAAAAAAAGACAUAAACCUCAAGGUUUUUUGUACCACUAUAGUAACACAAUACUUUAAAUAAUAUUUACUGUGUACUUAAUUUACUUAUGUGCCUUAUAAUGUGCUUAUAAUGAAUAAUAGGUUAGAUUAUUUUCUUAAGUAUCUCUAAAAACUGUAUUGUGGGCUUGGUGAGAGAGAUUAUUUCUAUUCUUUGUUUCCUUGUACUAAAUGUUGUGUGUUCAGUUUAUUUUCUUGUUUAAAGUCUGAAAUGCUUAUUUGCUUUUCUAGCAGAUGACAUGUGCCUGCAAAUGGACUAUAACCCUGCACAUAGUCUGCUGGAUUUUUGUUUUUCCAGGUCCAGUUUAAUAACCACCAAGUAAAAAACUGUGUGAAAACAGAAGCUUGUGUAGGCUUUAAAUGAAUGUUAAGUUUUCCUGCACAAGCCUCAUGACAUAAUAGAAUUUGACUGAUAACAUUUUUGACUGUAUGAUAGAAACCCGUGCAUUUGUGAUUUUCAUUGUCUGAGGCUGAUCUAUGUGCAUACCAGCUUUAUACAAAUGGCACACAUUACAUAGUUUUGUUGUAGUAUCAAAUUAAUCUAAUAUAACUAAAACGUACAGGCGGACCCCAACAGUUAUCUGUAUGGCUCUAUUAGAAUAUCUCAGGAUACCUUGAAUAUGCUUUCUCCUUCUUUGCUUACUUACACAGUACAAAAUGCAAAAUUACAAAACAUAUCUUCACGAAUGUCUGUAAAUCAGCACUGAGUAUCAGCAUCUGCUGCUGUUUGCAAGAAUAUGUAGAGGUGUUUAAGGUUAUGAGAUUAGUUUUUAGCUGGUCUAAGUACAAACGGUGGAAUUAAUCAAGUUCCCAAUAUAAGGACUUAUUUUCACAGCACUGAAUAUGGUUUGUCAAAUAAAGUGUUUAACUUUUCCACUCCAAAUUAUUAUAGAAGGCAAAAAGUUCACAAGCCCUAAUUUCUUUAGUAUUUUUUUUCUUAUUUAUGGACCAACGAUGAGAAUUUUACGUAACUUUAAAAAGAAAAAAUUGAACAAGCUAAAUUUCUAUGUGAACAAAAACCAAAAUGUUGCAUGUUAAGGGUUGAUAAAUACAUAAGCAUUAUUAUGAAAGUGUUAUACAAUAAAAGUGGGUGGGAUAAUUAUAGCUCAGUGUGUAUUUUAUCUGACCCUGUAAUAAAACUUUACUUUGUGUAGUGUUGUAUGUUAAUACUAUUUAGAUCUCAGGUAACAUUACAAAAAUGCAGAAAAGGUUUUCCGCCACAUCUGAAAACACCCCCUUGAAAUGUAAAUAGUGUAAUUUUUAUUUUGUAGCUGGUUCUUUUUAUGUGACCAACUAUAAUUAGACAUGGGGGAAACUUGAUCAAUUCCACCCAUGUAUUUUCCUGUUUGUUAUGGAAAAGUUAACUGAAUAUUUACUUUGCCCUUUUUACUUUAAUUCUAAACAUAUUUUAUUGAUUUCCCAUUGGAUUUUUUCUUUUACCCUUGUGCUUGAUAUUCAUUUGCAAUAAGAUAGAGAGGUGCUGGAAGAUGAGUAUUUUCCAUUCAUGGGCAUGUGCAAUUGUCCUCUGUUGCUGGUUGAUUGAAAAAUCAGUUCCGCAAAAGUAUCUUCCAGUGUCAGCAGUCAGGAGCCCCCUUUUUUCCUUUUUUUUUUUUCUUGCUGGAGGCCUACAGGACAGAUGUGAUUCAUCCAAGCAAUUUUAUGGGCAGGCUGUGCAAGGGCUUCACAGACUUCUUUGUAUGACAUAAUGCUUUGCAUAUAUCUUUUUAUUUAUAUAUAUAUAUAUAUAUAUAUAUAUAUAUCAUUUUUAUUAUAUAUUUUUUUUAAAUUCAGCCCUCUGUAUUUAAAAAAUAUGGACUGUGCUGCCUUAUUGGACUGUUGUCUAGAUUGUUGAGUUAAAGUAUUUCUCCGAUUAUCAUUUAAACCUGGACAGUUGAUUGAUGCUGAUUGUUUUUUCAGAAUGUAUUGUAUUGAAGGGCUUUCUACUAAAUGUUUAAGUCUUCCUGAGUCCAACAGCGGUUCAUACAAGCUAUAAGCUGUUUGUGGGGAAAAGAUAAUCAGCAUUAAUUUACUGUAUGAUGUGUUGGUAGAUGGUACUGUCACAAAAGAAUAUAUUUAACUAUAUGUGUGAAGUUAAAGAGUGUCACUAUAAUUCAAAAUCAUUGACAUUUAGAAUGCGUUUUCUCCCACAUUACAUUGUUUGUUUAAUCCAGCCCUAUUGCUAUUUCUUACUGUUUCAGAAUGCAUCAGAAGCCUAUUUUGCUUUUUCAUUGCUUCUGUGUAUUUACAAACCACGCAUUUAAAAAAAACUACACACAAAAUGUGCAUUUUGUUGCAGCUGAUAACCUCUAAGGUAUUAAGACAUUUUAUCUAGUUAACGUGAGCGAAUUAAGUGCACCUUACUAAGGUGCCCGGGAUUCUGAGUGUAUAUUUCCGUAAACCCUCCACUACUCAACCUAGAAGCAGCAUGGCAUGGCAACCCACACUAUGCAUUGCAUGACCUGUAGAAAAUGACCAUUUCUGUCCAAAUACACAGGCAAACAUAUUCUGGUCUUAUAACAAAUUCCAUAUUAUCAGUGUUAAGGCCAGACGUUUGAGAUAUCACUUGAGAUGCAAAAUGUAUAACUUCUCAACUAGUUCUCUUUAAAUUAAGUCUUAUUUAAGGUGUAUUUAAAUAUGUAUGUUUGUUGUUUAUUGUAGUGCGAGUUAGUUAUAAUCUUCAUUAAAAGCGAUAGUGAAUUAUCUGUUGCUUCUGAUUGGCAUAUGUAUUGUUCUUCAUGACUACAGAAUUGCUGUUCUGUUUUAUUUUAAGCAACUUUUUCCUGUUUAACUUCCAGUGUGAUUGUAUUUUCUUAAUAGAAUUCUCUUUCUCUAUUCUGACUAGACCAUAAUUUGCAUGUAUUAGAGUUGGAUUCAGAAAGGGGCUAACAUGUUAAAUAACUAUUUGCUAUAAAAAGUGGUAGUUUAAGGAUGGCAGUAUGCACAACUUGUUUCUGAAUCCUGAAUGCAUCUCUAAAUAGUUAAAAUUCCAAAAUGCAUCUCAGUUUUUCCUAGAGCAGCUCACAAAUGUAUUGCUUUAUAUGGAUAUUUAUAAUGAUUUAAAAGUAAUGCAACCCAGGAAUUCUCAAGUACUCUUACAUAGAAAAUCAUAUGACUGACUUCAAUUAUUUUUCUUGACCAUUUGCACUUCUAUGAACACCUCAGUGUCCUGGUAUCCGUUCUGAUUUUUUGGUCUGUCCAAUAUACCAUUCUCUCUAAUUGUUAUUUUCAGUGGAGCAUUCAAAGAGUCACUUCCCUAAUUUUGUCAAUUUACAUGCUCCAAAAUAAUGGUGUCAUGUUUUUCAUUAACACAGUGUGCCCAGUUUUAUGAGACCUUGUUGGAGGGAGUUUUAAAUUAUUGUUUUCCCGAUAAAUGUAGCAUGCAACAUAAAAUGCUAAUAAUUUGUCAAUAGAGCAGCGAAUUAACCAUCAAUCUGCUUCCUUCUGCCCCAUCAUCAAUAGAGACAAGCUAAAUUGAAGUAAUACCAUAUUUUGGUUGCCGCAAAUGCAUUUCAGAAUAUAUAAAUAUGAUCUAGAAGAAUUUCUUUUUUUGUUUUUUUAGGAAGGGACACCAGUACACCUUACCUAACAUUAUUCCUGUCAACCCCUGGGGAUGAUAUAUUUUAUUUAGGCCAGUGGUGUACCAGGCUGUUUAGCAGGCUAAAGCAAAUUGAUCCUCUCACAUUCCUCCUCACUAUAAGUGCACUGACAGCAUGAUGUUGGCCUGUGUGUAUUAAGUGGAUUUCAGUGCAGAAGCGUAAAAGUGUGCAAAAUUGUCUGUAUCUGUAACAGCUCAAAAUUUUCAAAGAGAUGUAUACAGAUUUGAACUAAAAAGCUCAUAUUUCAUAUUUCACUCCUUAUUGUACUGAAAUAGAAGUUUUAGUUUGCUAUAAAGGAGAUAAAUAAGUCAUAUGAUUAAGCAUACAAACCUAAAAGCAAAAAAAGUGUCAGUAUAUUUUCUAACAAUAAAUUGAAUCCGUUUCCCCCCAAAAUCACAUUACCUUUCAUUAUAUUGUACAUUAUUUUCUGGCACAAGUAACCCCUUUUUAUUCUGUCCCUUUAAAGCAGACAUGUUUGUUGUUUUGUUAAUAUCCAGCUGUACAUAAUUUACUUAAAAUCAUAAAACAGAUGGCUGAUGCCUUUUCCUUGAAGAACAGAUUGUUAAAAUAACAUUUUUCUUUUGGGUCAUUUGUCGCUUGUCUAAAUGUGUCCGUGAACAGUGGCAUAACUAGAUAUUAAUGGGCCCCACAGCAAAUUAUUUUUGGGGCCCCCAAAUUGUCUAGAGGUUGACUUGUUUUGCCAAUAUUGAUUGAAAUUGUAUAUUAAUUAGAGCCUCAUGGGGCCCCCCGGGAAUGAUCAACUAGUAAGCAGAACUGAGACAGAAUUUAGUUAUGGUUUUAUUUUUGUCCUUGUGCAUAUAAAGGUUUCCUUAGACAAUUAACUGAAGAGCUAAGGUAGGAAGGCAUACCAUGAGCUAAUGAUGCAGCAGAUCUCAACCUGUAGAGUAACAUCUGUCACUGCCGUUGACUUGAAUGACAACAUAUGUGUGUGCUGGUAGAUUUCAGCUUGAAGUCCCUCUCUAAUAACAGAGAUAGGUGGUUGACAUUCAAGUCAAGGCACAGCACUGGCAGUGACCAUUGUUUCUCCAAUAGUAUGUCUGAUAUGCCAUUAGCCUUAUUGAGCACACAUCAUUAUAACUAUAUUUGUGAGCAGUAUCUUCUCAGUUUUCUUUGCAGAUAUCGCCUUGAUCCAUAAGUGACAAAUAAACAUCAACUGUAGGGGGCCAUGGAUGCUGUUUCCAUUGUUGACUAUACAGAGUCGAGCCUUAACUCUGCCACGAAAACCAAUAUUGCAAAUCAUUCUUUUCGUGUAAUGAUUGUUAUUUCUGCCCAUGCCUUGCUGUCAGCCUUUUGUAUGAGAGAAGAAAAUCCUACUCGCAUACUGUGACAGGCUUGUUUUUCAGGGCUUUAUUAAUAGUAGCAGGGUGGAAUGAGGACCAACUUUUAUGUGCCUUCAAUUUUAUAUUUUUUUUGGUGAAAUCAGUUUGAUUUUUCAGAAUGGGUGGUGUGCUGAUUUUACUGGAAAUAAACACUGUUGGGAUGCCUUUAUACAAUCUUGAGGCCUGCAACACUUUCCUUUAACUCAUGAUUGAUGUUAACAGAAACAUAACUGAUCUCUCACAGUACAACCUGUACCCUAGGCCCACCUUCUUUACAGGUUAUAGCCAUGUUCUAAAGCUGUGAAACACAAUAAAACAAUCUCCAGCUGUAAAGAAAAAUGGUCUCCUCCAAAGCAUCAGUAGCAUUAGAUACUAUUUCUCUUGGGGUUGUGCAAUUAAAUGCAAUGGUCUACCUCACUACAGACCUGUCACUUUGCUUGCGGCAAGGCUUCCUCUAGUGUGCUGCUUGUCAAUGUGUGCUCAGCUCUGACAGAGAAGAACGUUCCUAUCUAAAUAAAGUGUGUGUCAGAGCUAAGUACUAUACACAGGCAGCACCACAGAUAUGUGGUCCAAAACAAUGCUCUGAGAAAGUGUCAGGACUGCGGUGGGCUAAUUAAAUACAUAUAGAUAAAUAGAUGUGUUGGUAUCACUAAAGAAUGGCCCACCAAUAUUCUUCAGGGCAGAACAUCUGUGUUGAUAUUUGAUUUGAUUUUUUUUCCCAAUUUUUAUUUGUGUAAGUUUUGUUCUUGAGCCCACAGUAACACAAAACGUUUGACCAAGUGCAUUCUCGAACUGUAUCUAGAAUGUCACCUCAUUGCUCUGACCAAAGAUGUCUGUCCUGUUAUUAUGAAGACACUGAUAAUAGUGGCCUUUACAGCUUCUGUUCUUUUCCAACUUCACCUGACCAUAUAAAGAACCAAUUUAAUUGUGAACAAAAUAGUUUCUCUUAUAUAAGCAGACAGAUUGAGGGGCAGUCUGUCAGUACUGUAUUUCCAGAUAUGACUGGCUGGCUUACUUAGCAUUCUCCUUAUUUGAGGUUUCAUUACCAAGAAUGUUCAUCUGACUUUCAAAGAAAAUGCUGUAAAUAUUUGUAACUUUUUUUUUUUUUUUAAAUAAAACAGGCAGAAAAAAAGAUGGUUUUGGGAACAAUUUAAAGUAAAAGUGCUUUUAUAAGAAUAAAACAUCACGUAUUGUAUAUUUUGAUAAGCAACCGUACCAGCUUUUGUUUGUGACAAUGGGGUGGGUGGGCGAAAAGAUUCCAUGUAUGUUACGAUGACUUGUGUUAUAAAAUGAAAAGCGAAGACAAAUAUUAAAAACAUAUUUUCUAACUGCGUAA